Molecule: messenger RNA, 3005 nt
Organism: Xyrauchen texanus (razorback sucker)
Lineage: Eukaryota; Metazoa; Chordata; Actinopteri; Cypriniformes; Catostomidae
Product: death-associated protein 1-like
Exons: 4
Coding region: 144-461 (105 amino acids)
Biological process (GO): negative regulation of autophagy; apoptotic signaling pathway; cellular response to amino acid starvation
Molecular function (GO): death domain binding
Source: RefSeq, a predicted model, not a curated record
CAAACAGUGGGCAGGAAAAAGCCACGUUGACGAAGUCGUCAGUAGUGUGCGUUUGUUUUCAGCCAGGAAAAAGGAGGACUGUUAUUUUCAGCUAGACGAAACAACUCUCUGGAAGAAGCGCUUGACUGCAGCCAAUAACAGUCAUGUCUUCGCCUCCAAAAGAGAAAAGCGAGACCAAAGCUGGGCAUCUGCCUGCUGUGAAAGCUGGAGGCAUGCGGAUAGUUCAGAAGCACCAGACUGCAAAUGAUGUGCCAGACAAGAAAGAUGACAAAGACAGUGAAGAAUACGAGACAGAGAGCCCACCAAAGCUGCACGUUGUGGUCUCAGGUGUUGUCACUAAGGGUGAUAAAGACUUCACACCUGCUGCUGCCCAAGUGGCCCAUCAGAAACCAGUGCCCUCGGUGCAGAAGCUGCCUUCAGCCCACCACAUCAAUCAGCACAUCCACCAGCCCCGCAAGUGAGCCACCACUGUGCUCCAGACCAUUUCUGGCACACCACACGGGGCCAGGACCACACCACCCCCCAAAACCUGCUCAGGUUGUCAGGCAUCUCUUGCCGUCAAGCAUUCUGUAAACCCACCCCCUUCCUGUCUGUGCCUGCAAGCGUCCUGUUUCAACCAAUAUUGUGGUAAACAUUCCUUUUCCCCCAUUCCUUUCCUGUACAUCAUUGCAACUCUAAAUUUGAGUGCUCCAUCGCAAAUCACUAAUCAACAUGUUAAUUUCAUGAGGGAUGAGUGGAGCUGUAUUUUAUUUUAAUUUUGUUUUACAUGAAUAUUUCCUGAGAUGUAAAUUGUAUAAAUAAUUUUUUGGAAGUCAGUGAAUGUUGUAUAUUAGGUAGUAGGUACUAGGUGUGGCUAUCUGAAUAAAGAGUUAAUAUUAAAUUAAAUGUUUUUUUCUUGAGUAUAUUUUUGAGAACAAAAAUAAUUAUUGCCAUAAUAUUUGUCAGUACUGAUUGCUGUCCUAUUAAAGGGGUCGUGACAUGCCUAUUUUAAUUGAUUUGAAAUGUUCUUUUCACAAUAAACAGUAAUAUAUUUGUAAAACAUUAUAUUAUUCCAACAUCAUUCUGACCCUCUGUCAGAUUCACUCUGUUUUGGUGCUACUUUAAGACUUGACCGUAAACACCCACAGUUCUGAUUGGCUCUUUGCUCUUGCACUGAAAAAAAAAAUGGAACGCAGCUCCAUUUAUUUUUAGAUGAAAACAUAAUUAUAUUGUGUAAAGUCCAAGUAAAAUUUUUAGUGCCUUCUCAAUUUACUUAAUUAAACUGAGUUAAUCCGACACAAUUCUUUAGUAUUUGGUCUCAACUUAAUUUCAUUGUGUACAAUCUAACUGUGUUUAAUCAAAUUGUGUUGGAACUAUGGGAAAAAAGAUUUGUUGCUUCAAAAUAUAUCUGAAAUAAGACCGGGGAUUUACAUUUCCCAGCAUGCUUUGCAUGAGACUGGAUUGGGAGAGUACAUUUUGAAAUUAAGUGUUAUUUUUAUGCAUUUAUACACAAAAUGAAAGUAGGAGACUUUUUAAUGUUGAAAAUUCUUUUAUUUUGGAAUUUAGAGAAGUUUCUGUCAUGGUGGACAUUUUUUGGAGGUUACUAUUGUGAAGAAGAGUGAAGCUAAUGGUAAGGUCGAGGAUGGGUGAUUUUUAACAUUGCUGAACAAUAUGUUUAUAUUGCUUUUGUCAUGAAGCAAAGACUGAACAAUCAUCAGCAUACAGACAGAUGAAGGAUCAGUAGACCCUCAACAGCACCAUACUUGUCAUAUUGAACAAAAAGAUAUAUAAUAUGCUAAUGUUUAUUGUUGCUAGCCAGAAGCAUGCUGUUAAAUUGAGUGAUCUGGACAGAUCAAUUCAAGUGAAAUUAACUUUAUAUCCUCUGAGGAUUGUUUUUUCGAGCAGGACAAUGCUCCCUGCCCCACAGCCAGGUCAAUCAAAGUGUGGAUGGAGGACAACUGGAUCAAGACCCUGUCAUGGCCAGCCCAAUCUCUAGACCUGAACCCCAUUGAUAACCUCUGGAAUGUGAUUAAGAGGAAGAUGAAUAGCCACAAGCCAUCAAACAAAGCCAAGCUAUUGAAUAUUUGCACCAGGAGUGGCAUAAGGUUACCCAACAGCAAUGUGAAAGACUGGUAGGGAGCAUCCCAAGAUGGAUGAAAGCUGUGAUUGAAAAUCAGAGUUAUUCCACCAAAUAUUACUUAAAAUAAAGCAUUGUGUUGUUUAAAAUUUAAUUUUAACAUGUUUUCUUUGCAUUAUUCGAGGUCUGAGAACACUGGAUCUUUUUUGUUAUUUUGACCAGUUGUCAUUUUCUGCAAAUAAAUGCUCUAAAUGACCAUAUUUUUAUUUGGAAUUUGGAAGAAAUGUUGUCAUUGUUGUUUUGUUAUAGAAUAAAAAAAAAAUAAUCAUUUUACUCAACCAUAUACCUAGAAUUAGUAAAUCCAGAGAAACUGAUAAUUUUGUAGUGGUCUCUUAAUUUUUCCCAGAGAGGGGGAGGGGUAUCUUGCUUCGAGGAUCGGCCUCUGUUCUCAUCGUAGCACCCACCAACAACUGUGAUGAGAUCUGUAGUGUCGACAGCUCCGACUAAAUAUGUGUGUGUGUGUGUGUGUGUGUGUAUAUAUAUAUAUAUAUAUAUUAGGGCUGUCGAUUUAACAUGUUAAUUCAGUGCAAUUCAUUUUAUUAAAAAUGUACACAAUUAAUCACAAUGUCCCCGGACCAUAAUAAGGAAGAUUCCUGAAAAUUGCAAGCUUGUAGUACCACAUGUUUAUUCCAGAGGGCAGUAAGUGAAAUUUCAGCUGUGUGGUAACGUGCAGUUUAUACCGUGAAGAAAACACGUUACGUUCUUGCGUUCAAAACACAUGAUGGAGCGCAAAUUUGAACUAAGGGAUCUCAAGAUGUGUUCUAAGUAUUAAACUAUAUUUAACUUGACACAGUGACCUAAAAAUUGUAUGUUUAUGAUGCAACGCACCCGAGAUGCUACACUAGCAUGUCUGACACAAGUGUAAAUUGAUGGGUCCUUAAACAAGCCC